UUCUCCAGCCCAGCGAGGUGAUACCAGGGUACUGGACUAAUCCUCUUAAGUUCUUAAGUUCCGGUCGGGUCCGUAUCUCGCGCCACCCUGGGUGUUCCACGAGGAUAGACUUGCCACACUGCAGUAGCCCUUAGGCGUGCGCGAUAAGGCAUUCGGAUCAGCUAAGAACAGAAACUUGAAGCCCUAAGAUUUCUCACCAGUUUGCGCUCUUUACACGGCUCCGGCUGCUGGCUGACCGGCCUCCUUAAUUCCGCUUCUCCCCACUCCGAAAACUAAGCUUACUGUUGGCAGGUCCCUGGGCAAACAGUGUGUGAGAUGGGACGGACGUCGAAGGACAAGCGGGAUGUCUACUACCGCCUGGCCAAGGAGAAUGGCUGGCGUGCCCGUAGUGCCUUCAAGCUGCUACAGCUCAAUGAGGAAUUCCAGCUCUUCCAAGGCGUGACACGGGCAGUUGACCUGUGUGCAGCCCCAGGCAGUUGGAGCCAAGUGCUGAGCCAGAAGAUUGGGAGCCAGGGGUCCGGCCAUGUGGUGGCUGUGGACCUUCAGGCUAUGGCUCCACUACCAGGUGUAUUACAGAUCCAGGGCGACAUCACCCAGCUGUCCACUGCCAAGGAGAUCAUCCAGCACUUUGAGGGCUGCCCUGCGGACCUAGUGGUGUGCGACGGGGCUCCUGAUGUAACUGGCCUCCAUGAUGUUGAUGAGUAUAUGCAGGCCCAGCUCCUCCUAGCCGUGAGUAACCGUGGUUGCCCCUACCUCAAUUUAUCACCCUUCAGCUACCUCCGCCUCAGCCUUAGCUAUCUGUCCUGCCCGCAGGCUUUGAACAUUGCUACACAUGUUUUGAAGCCUGGGGGCUGCUUUGUAGCCAAGAUCUUCCGAGGCCGGGACGUGACGCUGAUCUACAGCCAGCUGCGUGUGUUCUUCUCCAGUGUGCUCUGUGCCAAGCCUAGGAGCAGCCGCAACUCCAGUAUUGAGGCCUUUGCUGUCUGUCAGGGUUAUGACCCUCCUGAGGGCUUUCUGCCGGACCUGACCAAACCCCUACUGGACCACUCAUACGAUCCAGAUUUCAACCAAUUAGAUGGUCCCUCCCGCAUCAUUGUGCCAUUCGUGACCUGUGGGGACCUGAGCUCCUAUGAUUCAGACCGCAGUUACCCACUGGACCUGGAGGAUGGCUCAGAGUACAAAUACACUCCACCCACACAGCCCCCCAUCUCGCCACCAUACCAGGAGGCAUGCUCAUUGAAGAAGAAGGGGCGGCUGGCCAAGGAGAUCCGCCCCCAGGACUGCCCCAUCGACACAAUGGACACAUUGCCCAAGCCCCUGGCUGCCCCGCAGUGCCACACCCUGCUGGCCUCUGAGGUGGAAGACAGCGAAAUGAAUUGUCCACCUUAACACAUUAAGCUGGUAAUGUGAGACAACUCAGAAGCUGUUUGCUGUCAGGAGAGCCAGAACUUGUGCUGAUGAACUUGUUUUUCAAAUGUGAGCUCACUGAUGGGUCCAGCACACAAGCUCCAAGUGGGAACCUGCAACGACCACCAUGGACACAGCCAGGAAGGAAACGUCAAGGAAUGUUUGUUUCCACUGGAGAAGGGGUUUUUGCGUGAAAUCUUGCCUCUUCUCUAAUUCUUUCAAGGGCUGUCCCAUGUCUGGAAUUUGCCCCAUAGUCUGGGGUUCUUAACCUGAACAGAAAUCAGGGGUAUCCAUGAACUUGAUGGAAGAAAAGAUUACAUCUUUAUUUUCACUAGUAUCACUGAAAUUUAGCUUUAUUCCCAAAUACAAAUUCCAGCAGUAAAUCAUGAUUGUAAAACCAGUGCCUGUGACUUUUCCACCAAUACAGAUCAGUUCAUUUUUAUGGUAGGGUUAUUGCAGGCAUCUGGAAAUAUUGUUCACAUUUGUCACUACUUGAAGUCAUGGAAGAUCUUACAAUUUGAUCUAGUAAUAAAAAAUUUAUAUAUUACUGCA
Molecule: messenger RNA, 1959 nt
Organism: Artibeus jamaicensis (Jamaican fruit-eating bat)
Lineage: Eukaryota; Metazoa; Chordata; Mammalia; Chiroptera; Phyllostomidae
Gene: FTSJ1
Product: FtsJ RNA 2'-O-methyltransferase 1
Exons: 12
Coding region: 316-1389 (357 amino acids)
Biological process (GO): tRNA methylation; cytoplasmic translation
Cellular component (GO): cytoplasm
Molecular function (GO): tRNA methyltransferase activity
Source: RefSeq, a predicted model, not a curated record